GUUUCAGUGAAGUUGGAUGCACGACACCGUUACUUUCCAUCGACUCCCAGCUAAAAAGUCUACAGUCUCCGCCUACAAUCUACGCAUUUCUUCUCACUGUUGUUUCUGGAUAGAAAGCUUUAUUAGUUACCCGUCUACCGUUUUUCGGAACACGUGAAGUGUUCGACAACGAUGCGUCGGGUUGUUUUUAUUGUGUUUUAUCUAACAGGAUACGUUGUGCUGCUAGAAUCUGAAGGAGAAUGUCAUGUUGGCUUGCGGGGUGAUGUAUGCCUUCACAGGGACGUCAAUACUUCUCUUGACGGAGCACCCAAGUUUCAUGGUACCUUAAGCAGCGGAUAUUUGACGACGCAUACAAAUACUAAAGUUGACAAUUUCCUAUUGGUGACGGUGGCUACAAACCAGACUGAUGGGUUCCAGAGGUUCUUGCGCUCAGCCAAAGUGUACAACAUUCCAGUGAAGGUGCUGGGCCUUGGGGAGAAGUGGGAGGGGGGAGAUGUGCGCAGCCAUGCAGGCGGAGGCCACAAGAUAAAUCUUUUGAAGAAAGAGCUGCUUGAACACAAAGAUGACCCAGACAAGGUCAUCUUGUUCACUGACAGCUAUGAUGUGAUCUUGCUGUCAGGGCCAGACAAGAUAGUGCAGCAGUUUGAACGUUUUGAUGCCCGAGUUGUGUUUUCUGCCGAGGGAUUUUGCUGGCCUGAUGAGGGGCUGGCAUCAAAGUACCCAGCCGUGCAGAGAGGAAAACGGUAUCUGAAUUCUGGAGGUUUCAUUGGUUAUGCCCCAGAGCUGUAUAAUGUGGUGACAUCAACUGCAGUUGCCAACGAUGACGACGAUCAGCUGUUCUAUACCAAAGUUUACCUGAAUGAGGAACUGAGGGAUAAGUUCCGCAUCAAGCUGGAUCACAGAUCAGACAUAUUCCAGAAUCUUAAUGGUGCUAUUGCGGAUGUUGAGCUGAUGUUCAGAGGGCAGGAAGCAUAUCUGCAAAACACGGUGUACAGCACAGCACCACUGGUGAUCCAUGGGAAUGGUCCAAGCAAGCUGGUGCUCAACACGCUAGGCAACUACUUGGCAAACAGCUGGAACCCGGAAGAUGGCUGCCUCAGUUGCUGGGAUGACUCAGUUGUUCUGGAGGACAAAGAUCCGAAGAGCUACCCGAUUGUGCUGAUAGCAGUGUUCAUUGAGCAGCCCACUCCAUUCUUAGAAGAGUUCCUUGACAAGCUGUACCACAUUGAGUAUCCCAGAGAGAAACUGCAUCUCUUCGUGCACAAUUCAGCAGAGUUCCACGCCGAGCUGGUGGAGGACUUCCUGUCACAGCACGGCGAAGAGUAUCGUACCAUCAAAAGGAUCAACCCAAGUCAUAAGACGAAGGAGUCUGAGGCCCGCAGCCUGGCCAUAAACUACUGUUUGACUGUGGAGUGUGAAUACUACCUGAACCUGGACAGCGAUGCUCAUUUGGAUAACCCUCACGCCCUUCGCCUUCUCAUCGAGCAGAACAGGAGUGUUGUGGCGCCACUGCUCUUGAGACCUUACAAGGCUUGGUCUAACUUCUGGGGUGCACUGACAGCUGAUGGUUUCUAUGCCAGAUCUAUGGAUUACAUGGAAAUCAUCCACAAUGACCGCCGUGGUGUGUGGAAUGUGCCAUAUGUGAACAGUUGCUACCUGAUAAAAGGAGCACUUAUCAGGCACCCUGAGCUGAAGCCAUCGUAUAUGUACAACCAGCUGGAUGCUGACAUGGCGUUCUGCACCAACAUGAGAGAGAAGGAUGUUUUCAUGUAUGUCACUAAUCGUGUGGACUUCGGUCACCUGGUGAAUGCAGACAACUUUGACACAAGUCGUGUAAACAGCGAAAUCUACCAGCUCCUCGACAACCGGUGGGACUGGGAACAGCGGUACCUACACGAGAAUUAUACUGAGAACUUCAACCCCAAUAACACCAUCGCACAGCCAUGUCCAGAUGUGUAUUGGUUUCCUGUGGUGAAUCCCCGCUUCUGCAAGGAGUUCAUUGAAAUCAUGGAACAUUAUGGCCAGUGGUCGGAUGGCACCAACAAGGAUGACCGUAUCGAGGGGGGGUAUGAAGCAGUGCCAACACGGGACAUCCACAUGAAACAAGUGGGACUCAAGGAACAAUGGGACUACUUUCUGGAGGAGUUUGUGGGACCACUGCAAGAGAGAGUGUUUAUUGGUUACGUUGGUCCCCCUCGAGCAUUUAUGAACUUUGUGGUGCGCUACAGACCAGAAGAGCAACCAUCGCUGAGACCACACCAUGACUCCUCCACAUACACCAUCAAUGUGGCUCUCAACCGACCAAAAAUAGACUAUGAGGGAGGUGGAUGCAGGUUCAUCCGCUAUAAUUGCAGUGUUACGGAUACUCGCCUUGGCUGGAUGCUGAUGCAUCCUGGGAGACUUACACACUACCAUGAGGGUCUGCCUGUUACUAAAGGAACGCGGUACAUCAUGAUUUCAUUUGUUGACCCUUAGGCGAGCUACAGAGCCGACAAGUCUAGGAUUGCCAGAUGCUUCUUUCAAGUUCCUUACAAGAAUCAUCCUUUCAUAUCAAUUUUUUUUUUUUUUUCAUUUAUUUUUAUGGAUUGCAGUAUCUUGCAGUGCUGACCUGUCAGACUCAAGACAGUCAGUAAACCUGAUGGAUGCCGUGAGAACAUUUUGUAUUUUUGUGCCAAAGGAUCACAGAGUAUCUUGCUUCAGUAGCUGAAAUUACUUCUUGUUAUGCGUCCUGUAUUUACAAAAUCCUAUCCAGAGUCAAUACAGUACUUCACAUUCCCCUGGGCCAUAGGAUCAAUUUGAAUGUUAUCUUCCUGCCUCUUACUGGAUGUGGAUCAUAGAAACCAAGGAAGGUCAUCAUUCCUUUUCCACUGUGCUAAUGUAAUAAAUACUCUUUUUAAAAGCUAGAAUAUAUACUAAUAAAGUGUUUGCAAGAAUGCUGAGACUAAUUUCAGAUUGCAGUCAUUAUGGAACUGGUAUCUUUGUUGUGUUCUCAGUCACGGAACAAAGUGAUGAUGAGUUCUUGAAAUGUGGACCCUGAUAUUGGGUACAUUUCUGUAUAAUGUGCAUUCAGUCUUUUAAUGCUUGAACGAUUUAAUGAAAUAUAUGAUUCUGUCCCUUUAUUUGUCCACUUUAUACAGAGUUUUGGUAGUGGUCAUUUUGCAUCCUACUGUACUGUCUAUAGCCUGCCUCUGGUGUCCUCCAGUGCCUAGCUUUGCCUUACGGAGUGGGCACAGCACCUUUUCUCUAAACCUGGAGGUGGGGACACCCAUACUUGAAAAUAUCUUAAAUGUAUUCAUGACAAUGGACAGUGUCCAUAGAUGAAGAUUAAUCCACCUGUUAUAAAAAACCAUCAGUGUUUUACAUCCAGUCAUUUCAUCAGCUGGCAACCCUGAGAGAAUGGAGGUACAAUUGUAUGUCAUGUUAAGCUAACUCCGUAACAUUGUGCUGUGUCAUAUAUCAGAGUGUGUGAACCAUGGCUGCUUGCAUGUCCAUUUCAUUAAACUGUUGUUACAAUUUAUUGGUUUUGGGCAUAAACAGAAAUAUGUCAGCCCUUAACAGAAGGUGUUUACUAAUGUGAUGACAUUUGAUAUCACACAUAUUAAUAGACCACACAGAAAUAAAACUGCACCAGACCCUCAUAUCCAUUUAAGAAAAGAUCUUUCUUAAAUGGUUCCCCUCAGUGGCUCCUUUCAGACCCAGAUGUUGGCAAUAUUUUAGUAUUUGCUUUUGCUUCAGGAAUGCAUUGCAGACUGGAGAACAGGAUGUAACUUUUACAAUUUAUAUGUUGCUUCCACACUUUUAUCAUUCACCCAUUGCCCUCUGAGACACCCAUUCUGCUCAGUUGGGUCUGCAGUAGAAGCUUCUAAAUUUCAUGCAUACGAUUUUAUAUUAUUCUCAGUGUUAUGCCCAUAAUUCACACACCUCGCCAUUUUGUGUAAAAAGAUUUUUAGAGUUGAGCUGUUGACCAAAGAAGUGUAGACAUUGUGAAUGUCUAUAUUGUGCAGCAGUGGUUGUUAAUCAUGUUAGCUGGGGCAGCACUGAGGUUAGAGAAACCAAAGCAUGGUUCAUAGCUAGAGUACAGAUUGAAUAUUUUCUGCUGGAGUUUGCAAAAUGUUUGAUAUAGGAUAAAAAACAUUUUGUGUUGAACUUCAGAAGCUUUGUAUACAAGAAUUAUGAGUAUGUGUAUCAUCAGUGUUGCCAGUCCUCUCUUGACAGAAGGUUGGUUCGAGGCAGUUUACUUAAGGACAGAAUAUUUGUUUCAUGUAAGAGUACUUUUAUUUAACAGGUAUGAUGUAUUCUAUUUAAAGCAUGUUUUUAAUGUA
Messenger RNA from Cryptotermes secundus, 4322 nucleotides. RefSeq names its product procollagen-lysine,2-oxoglutarate 5-dioxygenase 1 (gene Plod). Lineage: Eukaryota; Metazoa; Arthropoda; Insecta; Blattodea; Kalotermitidae. The record is from RefSeq and is a predicted model, not a curated record. Gene Ontology annotation, molecular function: iron ion binding; procollagen-lysine 5-dioxygenase activity; L-ascorbic acid binding. The coding region runs from base 172 to 2475 and encodes 767 amino acids. The transcript has 17 exons. Gene Ontology annotation, cellular component: endoplasmic reticulum. Gene Ontology annotation, biological process: peptidyl-lysine hydroxylation.